This is a messenger RNA of Chroicocephalus ridibundus (black-headed gull), 13357 nucleotides long. RefSeq names its product collagen type XIX alpha 1 chain (gene COL19A1). Lineage: Eukaryota; Metazoa; Chordata; Aves; Charadriiformes; Laridae. The record is from RefSeq and is a predicted model, not a curated record. Bases 527 to 3946 code for a protein of 1139 amino acids. Gene Ontology annotation, biological process: extracellular matrix organization. Gene Ontology annotation, cellular component: basement membrane. Gene Ontology annotation, molecular function: extracellular matrix structural constituent conferring tensile strength. The transcript is spliced from 53 exons.
CUCAACUCUGCUUGAAACACUGAAUUAGGGCUCAACACUGAAGCCUUUAUCAAAUGAAGAGUCUGAAGGCAAAGGGAGUGCUCCGAUGAUUUGCCAGCUGUAGGAUUGGGCUCUUGCGCCUCACCCUGCGAGUAGUUUUACUUUUCUCCAUCCUGUCUGGUUUACGUCUUUAAAAAGCAAUAAGGAAAACUGCCACAAGCACACUUGGAGAACCUGAGAAAAGUGCAGUUUUGCAUAUUCAGAUGAGAGCCAGUGGCAGUGCUCAAUCUCACCAUUUCAUCACAGACAGAUGAUAUUACAGUGCAAGAACAUCCAGAGUAUUUUGUGCUCACUGAGUGGGAGGGUCACACCGUGUGAGACUAAUAAGGACAGAGCUGCAUCCCCCUCUACCACUCUUCAGAGACUCACUCCAGCAACUCCUCGGCACUACUGCAGCUCUGUACAGGCAUUUUCAGUGCUUCUGGGGGACACACUAAAAUAAAAAUUAAAGAUUUGUAGCUGAUUGUUCACAUGUGUCCAGGGGGAGAUGAAGUACAUUGGAUCCUGCAUAGUUUGGCUUUGUAUGGCAGUCUUCCUCCUCCUUCCUCUUUCGACUUCUGUGGCUGUCAGUGACCAGACAGGUGCUGCAUGUCCUUUAAUGAAAACAGUUGUCCAUCAUCUCAAACAAAUCAACAGAGACAGUCUUGGUGUUUCAGGGUUUGAUCUGGCAGAGAGCUUUUCUUUGAGACAAACAUCUUGUGGAGGGGAAAAAAUCUGUUUUAAACUGGGAAGCGCACCUCUCGUCAGAGACACAAAGCAAGUAUUUCCAAAUGGGCUUCCUGAAGAAUACUCUCUAGUUGCUAUGUUCCGUGUACGGCGAAAUACCAAGAAAGAGCGUUGGUAUAUAUGGCAAGUUUUAAAUCAGUAUGACACACCUGAGAUCUCUGUCCUUCUGGAUGGUACAAAAAAGGUUGUGGAGUAUAUGACCAAAUCUUCUCAGGGAAAUAUACUGCACUACACUUUUAAGAGUCGAGAAAUUUAUCCAUUGUUUGAUCGUCAGUGGCAUAAGCUUGGUAUUAGUGUGCAGUCGGGGAUCAUUUCCCUCUAUUUGGAUUGUAAUUUAAUUGAGAGAAAGCAGACUGAUGAAAAAUUCACCAUUGACUUGCAGGGAAGGACUCUGAUUGCUUCUCGUGCUGCAGAUGAUAAGCCUGUAGAUAUUGAACUUCACCGCAUAACAGUUUAUUGUAAUCCAAAACUUGCAGCAGAAGAUACGUGUUGUGAAAUAUCUGCAGACCUGUGCCCACGUGAGGAAAGGUUACUUACUACAACUUCAUCACCGGUGACUGUUCAUGCCAGCAAAAUAUACAUGCUUCCAGGAAUGCAGCAAGAAUCUAGAGAGAGAUGCCACUGCUUUCCAAAUAAAGGAGAAGCAGGAUUGCCAGGAGUGGCUGGUUUGCCAGGCCAGAAAGGAGAUAAAGGUGAAAAGGGUGAAAUGGGUGCAAAAGGACAGGAUGGUGUUCCUGGUCUUCCUGGAGAAAAGGGGGAAGCUGGCUUAGUAGGUGCUCCUGGCAUACCUGGUCUUACUGGUUCCAAGGGUGAACGUGGCUUUGCAGGUAGUAAAGGUGAAGAAGGUGAAAAGGGUGAAAAAGGAGAUAAAGGAGAACCAGGACCAGAAGGCAUUCGUGGAAGAGAGGGACUCAAAGGUGACCCUGGUAGUCCUGGUGCGGCUGGUCCUAAAGGAGAAAAGGGAGAUGCAGGACCUCCGGGACCAACUGCCUUGAGGGGUUUGCCAGGAUUGGAGGGUCCCCAAGGUCCACCUGGCAAAGAAGGUCAAAGGGGAAGACGAGGCAAACCAGGCCACCCAGGAAAACCGGGGCCACCAGGACCUCCUGGUCCUUCUGGACUAAAAGGAAUUCUGGAUUCACUGAACAAGCAUUAUAAUGAGAGUGAUACAAGACUACUGGGAUUACUUGGGACCCCUGGACCCAAAGGCCAGAAGGGAGACGUUGGUCAAAAGGGAGAAUUGGGAAUGACCGGCGCAAAAGGAGAAAAGGGAGAGCCUUCUGAAAAAGGGGACAAGGGAGAUCCAGGAGAAACUGGAAUGGAGGGAUCAAAAGGAAAUAAGGGUGAAACAGGAGAGCCUGGGCCACCUGGUCUUAUUGGAAAUCCAGGAUCAAAGGGACUGCAAGGACCUCCAGGACCCGUUGGACCCAGGGGACUGCCAGGAGAAGUUGGCUUACCAGGAGAGCACGGGGUACCAGGAAAUCCAGGAGUUAAAGGAGACAAGGGAGACCCUGGUGGGAUUAUGGGACCUCCUGGACAUCCAGGUCCAAAAGGUGAUGUGGGGCCUCCUGGACCAAGUGUGCCUGGAAUACCGGGUCCCACUGGUAUUCCUGGAAACCCAGGUCCACGGGGACCAAAGGGGGAAAGAGGACUACCUGGUGUACAAGGAGCACCUGGGGAGAUGGGGCCCCCUGGAAUAGGCAUUCAGGGAUCACCGGGUCCUGUAGGUCCAACUGGAUCAGCAGGUGUGCAGGGCCCUAGGGGACCCCCAGGAUUACCAGGAACUCCGGGUACCCCUGGUAUUAAUGGCACUCCAGGAAGAGAUGGAAAGCCAGGACUACCGGGCCCUCCAGGUGAUCCUAUUGCACUGCCACUUGUGGGAGACAUGGGUGCUAUACUGAAGGGUGAUCCUGGCACAAGAGGUCCUCCAGGCAUCCCUGGUAGAGAAGGGCCAAAGGGAAGCAAAGGUGAACGUGGAUUUCCUGGGCUUGCUGGAGAGAAGGGUGAUGAGGGCCUUCAAGGUGCUCCUGGGCUGCCCGGCAUACCAGGACCCAGUGGACCAUCUGGUGUCACAGGAAGACCUGGACAUCCCGGUCCAGCAGGGUCAAAAGGCGAAAAGGGUAGUGAAGGUUCUCCUGGGAAGCCUGGACCACCUGGGCCUCCGGGUGUGCCUUACAAUGAAAGAAAUGGAAUGAGCAGCUUAUAUAAACUCCAGGGAGGUGUGAGUGUCGCUAGUUAUCCAGGUCCACCAGGACCUCCAGGUCCAAAAGGAGAUCCUGGCACAGCGGGAGACCCAGGACCGAUGGGAUUACCAGGACUGGAAGGACUACCAGGGGAAAAGGGUGACCGUGGACCAGCUGGCAUACCAGGAGUAGCAGGGACACCGGGAAAACCGGGAUCUCCUGGGUCCCCAGGGAUGCCAGGGGAGCCUGGUGAAAGAGGACCUAUAGGAGAUAUAGGCUUCCCCGGGCCAGAAGGGCCACAAGGAAAACCAGGAAUCAAUGGAAAAGAUGGAUUGCCAGGUCCUCCGGGUGCUGUGGGGAGACCAGGAGAUCGAGGGCCCAAAGGAGAACGUGGAGAUCCGGGUAUUCCAGGGGACAAAGGUCCACAGGGCGAACGAGGGAAACCUGGCCCAUCAGGAGAAAAGGGGGAUAUGGGUCCUGUUGGGCCACCAGGAGACAGAGGCUAUCCAGGAUCACCAGGUCAUCAGGGUCCCCCAGGUUCACCAGGACCCCCAGGGUUUACGGCUGAUCCAGUCUCACUUGAAGAAAUAAAAAAAUAUAUCAAACAAGAGGUUCUUAAGGUUUUUGAAGAAAGGAUGGCUCAGUUUGUAUCCCAGCUGAAGCUGCCGGCUGCGAUGCUUGCCUCCCAAGCUCAUGGGAAACCAGGGCCCCCAGGAAAAGAUGGGUUACCUGGGCCACCGGGAAACGAUGGUUUGCCAGGGCCACCGGGAGAACGUGGAAUUCAAGGUUAUAGAGGACAGAAAGGAGAAAGAGGCGAGCCUGGAAUUGGACUGCCCGGUAACCCUGGACCACCCGGCCCUGCAGCUGCUGGCCUGCCGGGCCCACCGGGGACGCCAGGCUCACCCGGACCGCAGGGACCACCUGGACCUAACGGAAGAUGCAAUCCGGCAGAUUGCUAUUACCAUAUAUCACAGACUCGGUCACACACCAGCGGGAAAUAAAAACCCUCUCCCGUAGACACUUGGGUUCACAGUCACUUUUCACUCCUCUCAAUAAGUUAAUUUAAUCUUUGAAAUACUUGGUGCAUUUUUUCCCCCUCGACACUGCCUGGCAUAUAGAUAAUUUAUAAGGCACAGAAUUGAGCCUUUUUCUAUGUUAUUUGCAGUGUCGUAAUUAUGAAAUGAUGAUAUGUAUUUCCCAGAGUGCAUUCCAUGUGUUAUGUUUCUCAUAUUUAUUUUGCUUAGAGGAGAAAAUAGGCCCAAAUAAUUUUCAUAAGCUUCUUUCUUCGAACAAAAAAUAUUUUAUUAUAACUUGAGACUGUAUGUACACCUCGGUAUGUAAGCUGGCUUUAUUUUUCUUGCUGGUGUUGAAGUUUAAGCGGAGAAAAUGCAUUUCUGAAGUUUCAAAGCAGGACCUGAGCCUGGAGCACUGGGAACUCUGUCUAGUCUAAACGUUCGUGUCCCUUGAGGAGGAUCCAACACGUGCUUCUGAACCGGGUCUGUGUCGUGCCCCACGAAUGCUACCCACCGUUUCAGUCACUUCCUAGAUGUCGAAGAAGGAAACGAAGAUGUGUUUAUGAUCUCUCUAACCCCAUGCAACGUUUAGCUUGACUGAAAAUGCGCCAUGUGUAGCCCCGAGAAGCGUCUCUCCUGACUGGAUGUUGUCCCAACUGAGGGCUUGUAUGUUCAUUUAGUCAUGGUUACGUAGACUCUGGAUAUUAAACUUUUAGGGGCUGGCGGUGGUGUUCAUAGCUGAGAACUGGCACGUCUUCUAACUGUUACGUGGACUUAGUAAUUACUGCCUAUAACCAAGCUACUCUGCCAUCAUGUCUGCUUACAGCAAAGGCGACCUCUUCCUUUGGAGCAGAGGUGGUGGGUACACAGUGAGACAGUCAAAGAAGGAACUUUGCAAGCCACUAGCCUUAUAGAUGGCACAGUUUUCCUUUUCCUCCUGCAACAACUGUGUGCCAAAAUAAACUUGAGAAGAACAUGGAAACAUUAGAGCACAAAACUCACAGGUCCUAAUAGCUGGUUGCAAAAAAAUGAGCUCAAGAGAAAUUUGGAAAAAUUACUAAACCCUCCUUGGAAAGGUCUACUACAGACAGCACAACUGCAUGCAGUUUGCAGGCACUGAGUAAAUCCUACGGGACCUGACGUUGUCAAUAAAGGAAAAACAGCUAUAGACCUCAAAGGGUUGAGCAAAAGAAAAGAUGGAGAAAAUCAAUUGUACAGAGGCUGAGUCUGAAAAACAGGGAGGAGGAUUGGCUGACGUUUCACUCCUGAUUAUUAGGAAACAGAUGAUCCUAGGUUAGUCCUAAGGAAUUUGCUAUGGUGCAAUAGAAAGUGAAGGUGCUAUUGAGAAAACAUGGACAGCUAUAAUAACCCACGACCUCAAAAUAAACCCAUAGUUCACAAGCAGCAGUGAGGGCUCUUGCCCCACCAUUAGGAAGCCAGCGGUUGUCUCCACUUCAGGCUGGUAAGUGGUUUUGGUGAUCUCCGUGCUUGGGCAGUACAGAGCCACCAGGGACGCAUUCCCAAAUUGGAAGUGCUGGGUUCCAGGGAACCUGUUGUAAGGCAUUAAUCUGGCUGACUUCUGGGUGUUGCUUAAAAGCAGUAAGGAAUGAAUGGUGGGAGUCUUUUAAAAAAACAAAAUACAUUGUAAUUUGUUCUGAAUAGAGUUCCUAGCGCUUGUACCCAGACAAGAGGCAACAGAGUUAACCCGGGUAGCUGAGGAGCACAGGCAAGGCUUAGCCACGCUUUCUGAGAGAGAAAGCAUCCUCCAAGAGCAACCUGGAGUUGCCACUUAAUGUGCCAAUCAGUGAGGCGUUUUGAGGGAAGAAGGCGCUGGGCACAAGAGCGAUGAUUAAGUAAACUCGGAGAUCAAAGGCUGAGAGUAAACACCUGGGACAGGAGAGGGCGGAACGGAGGAGGAUGGCAGAAAGCUAUGGCCUACCACGAUACCAGCCCCUGAAGGGAAUCUGCAAGCUCUAAUGUGCCCUGCAGCUGGGGACCCCUUGGGGGGAUCAGGGUGCUUUGCCCAUCCCUCGUGAGGAUGGAGAUGGACGGGUCACAGCUCACAGGCGAACCACAGUCCUCAUGCCUCCUUUGCUGCUGUCACUGUCCCUUGAAGGUGGCGACCGCCCCUUCUCUAGGCCAGCACGUCCUCCACUCUGGGAACGGUGGGCACCUGUCCUGCCGAGGUGAAGGUGCAUUUGGAACACGUGGUCGGGGCUAUGCUUAGCUCAAAAAACACGCUGCUCCCAUUCCAGACCUCCGGUGCCCAUGGAGCACGUCUUGGUUUGCUCUGCGGCGUCGGCCGCCUUACCAGAUCUGGUCCCCAGAAGCUGUGUGAGCGCUGGGGACUGGUGAGGUGGCUUGAAACUGAGCGCUUGGCUGUCCCCAGGCACCCGCUGCUGCUCUCCGGGCCACAGGUCUGCCAGCCCAGCGAGUAAAGCCAGGGGCCUGCCACCAAUGUAUAUAUGGGUGUAUAUACACCAGCGGAGGAACGGGCCCCGCAUACUGUUUUCCAUUCAGCCAAAUGAACUGCUGGUCAGGUAUCUUGCAUGAACAUUGUUUUUUUGGGGUUUUUUUUGGUUUUUUUUUUCAUUGAUUUCUUUUUACUUCUUUAGUAAUUCCAAUAUCUGUAAAAAUCUAAAUAUUUUUUUACUUCCUAAGUUAAUUUUAAACUUCAUUUUCGGUGAUAAUAUCGAAAAGGGUGCUGUCUUGUAAAGGGUGUCCGCGUGACUGAGAGGUUUCCAAGCAGCCCCUGUCCUGGAAGGCUGUACAUAGGCUAUUGCGCCGCGUUAGCGGUAUGUGUAUAUUUUGGGGCUUUUAGCUAGCUGAAACCGAGCAUCUGUUAUUUGCCGGAUGAAAUUGCUGUAUGUUAAUUUACUUGAAUUUAUCGGAAAGCAGAACACUUUUUAUAUUUGGAGAAGUUUAUUUUUUCAUCUAUGUUUCCUACAGAUGCCUUUUUUUCUUUUUAUAGGCUCAAACCUAAAGGUCUUUUAAAAUGUAUUUGAACACUUUGAAUUGAUUUGCAGCUAACUUUGGUAAUUAUCUUGUUGCGUUAUUUUAUAUUUUGCUAAAGGCCCACUUUAAUUUUCUCACGUGAGAAAACGGGUAUUUUGUUAUAUGGGCUAUCUCGAUACCUUUUUUAAGAUGCCGUGUUCUUCGCUGGGGUGGAGCAGAGUUAAUCCCAGCGUAACUUCAGUUCACACUGGGUUGCUCCCGCUCGACAUUUUUAGAAUUGAAAGCAGAAGGUUGCUGGAAAAGGUGCUUCUGCAUGGUUUUCUGGUUUGGCCCCUGAAAUUUCUUUGCCGUUUCAGACUGAUGUUGUUUUGGGUUUUGGGAAGGGGGCCAGGGAGGGCUGAGGGGGUGCUAAUCUAUUUUGCAACUUGCUUUAUCAAUUUCGUAUCUGUUUUGAGCAGUCUGUGCUGCAGUAAGUGUUGCAAGGAACUAAACAGGGAGGAUUAUUUUUUCCAGUAACAUAAGGUCUUUUUCUGAUUUGGGAAUGUUUACGUACAACAGGACCUUGAACUGAAAUACCUUUGACAAAAUGUUUUAAACCUUUCUUAAAAGCACUCUAAACUUUGUUCUAGUUCAGGGCCAGGCUAUUAUAUUUUAUGGCAAAUCGCUUUAUCACCUACCAAGAACGUGUUGGGAUUUUCUUCAGAUAGCUAUGUACAGAACUCCUCAGGAAGUGAUAAACUUGGUAAGAGGGGAACUUUUCUGAGGCUGCAACACCCCUCCUUUUGUCUUUUGUCCACACGGUGGAGUUCAACACGUCCUUUCAGUGCACAGAACGAAGCCCAGGCUGAGCUCACUCAGCAGCCCAAGGAGUGACCCAGCGCCGCGGAGACUCACGGCACCGGAGUCAGUGUUUCUGAUUUUGUUCUUGAGCCUGACUUUUUUUUUUUUUUUUUUUUUUUUUAUAAAAUCCAUUUGGUUUUGCAUGGUGGUAUUUGCAGAAAUACUGCCUUUCCUGGGUAAUUAUGUUCAGAUAAUAUUCUCUGGAUUUUAUUUGUGUUUUGUAUAUAUACACUUUAUAGAAGAACACGCAGUGGUGGGACAUCCCGCUUUCAGGCAUCGUUUAUGUCCAGUGUAAUGAUGUUUAUCUGCGGGGGAGCAGGGAUUCUGCUACAGUUAAUACGAAUUACAACAGCAUCCUUCGUACGAUUGAGUAACAGUGCAGCCUACUUAGUAAUGUUUUAAGAACCAAUAUUUUUGUCUUAAACUGGAUUUGGUUUCAAUGCUGAAAGAGCUCUGUGAUAUGGCAAAAGGGUUGAUUGUAUCAUCCAUCCUCCCUUUAUGUUUUAUGAUUGUGGUUUAUGACAGAUGUUAGAUAUGCACAGCUUUGUUAAGCGUAUUUUUUAAAUUAAUGGAUAAUCACACAAGGUAUUUUGGCGCUUCUUUUUUUUUUUCACGAGGGUGAAAUACUAUUUUUCAUGUCAGUGUACACUCAAUUUUUUUUCUUCUUUUUCUGUAAUGUUUACAUAAAAGUCUUGUAAAAACCCCAGGGGGUAAACUAGGAUUUUAUAAACUUGUUUCUCCAAAUAUACUACAAAAAGCCACCCCCUAACCCUGCAUUUUACCAAUGGAGUAGAAAUGCUGCUUUAACGUGACACGUUAGAACAUGAGAAGUAUCUCAGGAAUCAAAACACUGUUGGUUUGGGGGGGGGGGCGGGGGGGUUAACGUGGUUUUUUUUGAUUCUGGAUGUAGUGAGUCAUAUCAAUUUUCCUUGAAAUCUGUUACAUCCACUACAACUAGCGUGUACUGGGUGGACGUUGAAAUCCAUCUGCACACAUGUCGGUGGGUGUAGGCCAUGGAGAACAAGUUCAGUGGUGACCUUGCCUUGCUUGGUGUUUAAGGGGAAAACUCAAGCUUCACGACACCUUAAGGAAGUGUGGUUUUCAAAUAUUAAUUGCCAACAAACGUUACAGACUCUAGACCAAAAUAAGUUUGUAGCUAAAAAGAAUGUAGUCUACAUGUCUGUUAGCAGUUUUAUCUCUGAGUCUGCUCUCCUACAAACACAAAUGCAUUUAAUUAUUUACUGAAGUUUCCAUGUAAAUAUGUUCUGUCUCCAGUCAGUAUAUUUGAAGAACUUUCAAUCGCAUACCUUAUUUUAUUAUUUUCUUUCAUUUCUGAAUGAUAUGCAGCUGUCACUGAAUGAAUCACAGUACAUGCCGACUGGUUUCUUCUUUCCUUCAUUAUAUUUUAACUUUGCAACAUUUAAGGUUCGGUUCAAUGGAAGUGUAUUAAGUGGAUAGAAAAUUGCUUUUUACAUUAUUAUGUGGCCAUUUACAUGCGAAAUAGGAUUCCGGAUGGAAUGGGUAUGUUUCACAUGCUUUCUGUUUGUGGCUCUGUCAGAAAUGACAACCUUUCCUUCCGGGUCAAAUCACGGGAGGGAGGAUGCAACUGUGAACGAGAGAAGGGAGAGAGGCACAAAGCCACCGCAGCGAGCCCCGGGGAGCGUUUGGCACCGGGGCCGCAAGCCUGGGCCGGCGGAAUUCAGGGAGGGGGUUGCUUUUGACCACACCGAGGUCAGGCUCGUGCUUCCUAUGGGUUGGUGAAACUUAGGGCUCCACAGUCUGGAGGAAAAAAAAAAGGGAAAAACCUUGCCCUUAUACGUAUAUAAAAUUUAUGGAAGUUAAUCUAACCUCUGAGUCAGAUGCAGGUAACUUUCCUGUAUGAAUAUGAGACAAUCACUUUUAUUCAAGAAACUGAUUUACUGAACCAUUUAACUUUAGGUAACCUUAGGUUUUUUCAUUAUUCUCUUGCUGCCUGACUCUCCCAGGGGAAAAAAAGAGAACUCCUACAUGAGUGGCUAGGUAAUAGUUUGACCACUAACUUCAUUCUCUUUCUUCAAAUUUAAUAAUGGCUUCAGCAAGCCACUAACACAGUCUAAAGCCGCCACAGUUUACUAGUCCUUUUGAAUGCAUACACAGCAAGCAAAACAGAACAGUAAGGCAAAAGACCGAAGGGAGGGGAAUAAAACUGAAGCUGUAAGAAAUCAGGUGGGCAUAACUUGCCCCAAAGAAUAAAGACAUUUCUUCUUUACCUGUGAUCCCCGAGGAGAUGCAGUGACUGCAUUUUAAGUGUAAAGGAACCAGGAACUACGUGGCCAAAUAAUAAUACAGUGAUGAGCAGGUCAAGCAAACGCAUUUAACCCAAUCACCUCAGCAAUUUAAAAACAUUUGCAAAAAUGCAGCAUGUGUUUGUACACGAAACACAACUGCUAGGCUCUGCUAGGAGGAACCAAUGCUGUUGUCUCUGAAACUAAGGGACUUGAUUUUGUUCCCUCUGUCCUUCAAGUAACCUUUCAAGGUACCAUCUGUUGACGCUUUCCCAUUUUGAAGGAAGAGGAAAUUUGGUUGUAGAUCUGUGUUUGGCUCUGGGUAAACUCAGAUCAUGAGCAGGGUCUUCAGGGAAGCAACAUCUAGUGUAAUCCUCCCCAGCCUUGCUUUCUUGCCUCAUUUAGGAGCUCCAAAUCGUGCUCUAGAGCUCCUUUGGCCAGAGAAAGACUCUGAAAUACUCUUAAGAGUUUUCUGGUAGCACUUCAUACUGGGUUGCUUGAACCCGGUGAUGGCUGUGAGAGAAAACUUUAUAUAUAAGCUCUCUCUAUAUAUAUAAACUAUAGAUGCAUAACAUAUCUAUAGAUAUUUUAGUGCAGUAUUCGGCAGCAAUGUUACUAAUACUUGUUAGUAGCCUAGUAGGAAGGCAUUGCAGUCACCAUUAUAAAAUACCGGAUUGGAUUGUGAAGAACUGGUUACCAUUUUGAGGACGGUUGUUAAACAUCGUUCUCUUGGUUCCUGCCUGCGCUUAAGUAACGGAGGCACUAAAAUAUGUAUUUAUCACAGUGCAAUUAAACCUCCAGAAUUAAGAGUGGCGACAGAGAUCCUGAUGGGUAAAGGGGAUUUUUCACUAGUCUUUUGUUCAGAAAAAUCUCAUAGCCUUUUAUGAUGUUGAACCAGAAAGAGAUGAGAACAAGUUUUACGUGGGGCUUCCCCGAGAUGCCGGGAGCAUCUGGUUAGCACGGGCAGCACGCUGCCAGUGGCUUCUGAAACCUCUCAAGCUCUUUGCUUUGUGCCUUCUAAAUAUAUUUAUUUAAACUAGCACUAUUUUCUUCUGUAUCACCGGAGUUGAUACGCCUUUCUUUUACAUUCACAAUCCUGUCUUUAUUUUCCAAAUCUUUAUUUACUUGAAUGUGCUGUUACUGAAAAUUCAGUUCCUGGUAUUUUUUGGUACCUGGUCUACCGUUCUUCAGAUAACGUUUUUCCCUCUCUUGCACAACAUUUGGACUUGGUAAAUACUUAGAUUAACCAACGUGUCCCAUAAUGACUUAUAAUGGGCCUGAGGAUUUAUUCUUCAGUUCUGUAUUUUAAGCUAAAACUCAUGAGUCAGCUCGAAGGCAGAAAAUCUUUCACAAUCUUAAGCUAUCCACUGAUACAGAGUCUGCAUUGAACUGACCUUCAGUGUUGAAUUUGUUUGUUUGUAACAAUUCUUAUUUUGUUUUUACAUACGAAUGUUUUCUCUCCUACAUGAGUUUCUUUCCAUUGUGGAAUUUUAUGCAUUUUUCAGGCUAUAUUUUUUAAAGCAGUUCACAUUUGUAUUUAAAUGUUGGGGGGUUUUGCUUCUUUUGAUUCACUAUGUUUAUGCAUUACCUAUGGAAAAUAAUAUUUUCAUUCUGUUACCAGUUGGGUUGGUUUUUUUCUUCUUUUUAACAGUUUUACACACUUUAUAGUCAAAAUAAAAGUUUGCUGGUGAAACUACAGUUUGUCACUACCACUAACGUUUUAUUUGUUGCCCUACGUAACGAGUACUUUUGAAGAUUAUGCCAUAAAACAGUAAAAACCGACCUGAUUCUAAAACUGUAGAGAUCACCCGUAUGUGUUAACAAGCUAAUCACCGUGUAUGCAAUUGUCUGGAUUUGUUUCUUAAGAAUGAAAUUCUUUGCAGUCAUCUAUUCUGAUGACUUCUUGUAGCAUUAAUGCCGGAGAUGUUGGUCGUGAGAGAGUUUGGCCAAACCAGAGGUGCAAGAGAACUGUUCUGUCUCAAGCUUUGCCCAGAGCCUCUGGGAAGAAUGACACAUUUAUAUCUAUUUUCUUUUCCCAUCUUUUCCCUGAAAUCUCACCCAGUGCUUUUUCUGUGGAACUAAACGGAGAGCGGUAGACACUUGUAGGCAAGACUCGCUUGUAAAGAUUGGACCUCUGUUAUAUUUUAUCAUUUAAAAUACUGGGCUGUGCAAGGGACAUAAAGAGAUUACCAAAAUUAAUACCAUUUAACUCGUUCUCAAAAGUCUCUAAUAAACGUGCAAAUAUACUUUGUUUUAGUAGGCAGCCUUAUCAGACAUUUUUCUCCCAAGUGAUCUCUAUUUACAUAUUUUCUCUCAACACAUGAGGUGCCCAAGAAGCUGCUUUUAAAUGCAACUAGAGCAUCAGGUUUGGUGGGGAAGGCUUAUCUAUUGGUUUUUUCAAGAAUUCCUUUUAGAGUACACAUUAUUCCACUACCUUUCCCUUUAGUCUUGUCUUGUACAUCGCAUGCAAAACGCAUAGCUCAAAUGAUCGUGUUAUUUCUUUAUAUUCUCACUGGCAUACAAGUCAACAACUUUGAACAUAAACAGACACUUAAGGGCUAGGAAAAAAAAAUAAAAAAAUCAAUGCUUAAAUCAAGUGUGCCAAAGUUUGUAUUUAAAAAUUUGGAUGACUAAUAGCGAAAUGAAAGGAAACAUUAUAGGAUGGUUUCAUUGUUGUCUUUGAGACACUUCAGAGAAGAUAAAGUCAAACGUGCAAAUAGUUUAAUUUAUACAGAGAGAAAGAAAAUAUCCACAUUGCACAUUUUUUGCUAAAAAUUGUGUUUAUCUAAAAAAGACAACUUGGGAUGUCUAACGGCUGUCUUCUGGCUGUUCUGGUUUUUGGUAUUGAAUGUAACCAUACAUACAAAAACAUAGGGGGGUUAAAACAUUAUUUAUUUGGGUUUUGUACAACCACAGAUGUUACUUCAAAAUCUGUAAUCUCUACUAUAAAACUUUUAUGUUUCUGGGACUUAGAAUUCCCUUGACAGUGGCUACUAGCCUUUUAUUUUAAUUUCACAUAGAAGGAGGCAAGCUGGAAUAGGCUUCAUACAAAAUUAUGAAUGCAACACAAAUUGGAGUGGAAAAUUAAGAGGUUAUUCCACGUGGCUUAUUCAUGAGAACACAGUGAUCAUACUUUUACAGAGAUUUACAGCAUAAAAGUUGUCAGGGGUGGCAGGUUUUCAUAAGAACAGCCUCCCCCCUGUGUUUCUACAAUCGAAAUGAAGAGCUGAGGGAGGCUUAGCGUAUCCUGUACAGCACAUACGUAGUACAAUGCAAUGACUGCGCGUGAAGCGAUGGCAUCUGCUCGGGCGUGCUCUGAAGUUUAUUUUACAAGUACAAA